GGCGUUGCUGCGCGGCCAAUGGGGAGGGCUCACUUGAAGAGCCGGCGGUUGUUAUUACUGUGACGGGCGCCGCUUCCGCGGCGCGAGGAGCACCGGCUGUCGCUCAGGUUACUUACAGACAGCUGUAGAAGAACUGUAAUUGUGAUGCUUUAUGUUUGAACAAUGGCAGUGAACGACAGCGUUAAUAUCUUGAACUCAGCUUAUCUGGCGGUGGAAUAUAUAGACUCUUUCUUGCCUGACAAUCCCUUGCAGCAACCAUUUAAAAAUGCCUGGAAUUACAUGCUGGAUAACUACACAAAGUUCCAGAUUGCGACUUGGGGAUCACUUAUAGUUCAUGAAGUUUCAUACUUCUUGCUGUGUGUACCUGGAUUUGUCUUUCAGUUUAUACCGUGCAUGCAAAAGUAUAAAAUUCAGCCGGAUAAACCAGAAACAUGGGAAAAACAGUGGAAGUGUUUGAAAACGCUCCUCUUCAAUCACUUUUUCAUUCAGCUUCCUCUGAUUUGUGGCACCUAUUACUUUACAGAGUAUUUUAACAUCCCAUAUGAUUGGGAACAGAUGCCUAGAUGGUAUGUCCUAGUUGCCCAGUGUUUUGGAUGUGCAGUGAUUGAGGAUGCCUGGCACUAUUUCCUGCAUAGAUUGCUGCAUCACAAGAGGAUAUACAAGUAUAUCCAUAAGGUUCACCAUGAGUUUGUCUCUCCAUUUGGAAUGCAAGCAGAAUAUGCACAUCCUCUGGAAACACUUAUCCUCGGAACUGGCUUUUUUAUUGGAAUAGUUGUUUUCUGUAACCAUGUGAUUCUUCUGUGGGCAUGGGUGAUAUGUCGCUUGAUGGAAACCAUUGACGUACACAGUGGCUACGAUGUUCCACUGAACCCUCUUCAUUUGGUGCCUUUCUAUGCUGGGGCCCGUUUUCAUGAUUUCCAUCACAUGAACUUUAUCGGCAAUUAUGCUUCAACCUUCACAUGGUGGGACAAAAUCUUUGGUACAGACUCUCAGUUCAUUGCCUAUAAAGAAAAAGAGAAGAAGCAACAACUCAUAACGAAGAAGAAGGCUAACUAAAUUUCCAGUGUAAAAAAUUCUGAUGCUAAUACUGGUAGUCAACUUUUGCUUUUCUAUAAAGCAAAAAUAGUGAUCGGGUGUUAAGCAUAAAUCUUGUUCCUUGGCUACUAAGUGGUAGGGAAAAAUAGCUAAUUAGCACUGCAGUAUCUUCCUAAUGGGAAUGCUUUCUAUUUUAUAUGUAAGUACUGCAUAUAUUUUAACUACAGAUUUAAAGAUGAUGCAAAAAAACUGAGAUGACUUGUGUCUAUCCUUUUUUUUUUUUUUUUGGGGGGGGUGGGGUGGGUGGGUGGAGGGGAGUGAACUUCAGUUUUAUCUUUAAUAUUGCCCACUUUGGAUCCAGGUGGAAUUAUGUAUGUGCACUGAAAUUGGACUUAGUUUUUUUAAAUAUAUAUACUUAAAUUUGUAAUAUCAAAUAGCAGAACAUAUUAACUGGUAUCAGCACUGUAUUGUUUAAAUAUUGGGUAAAAGUUGCUUAAAAUCAAAACAACUGUUAAUGGGAAGCUUGGACAGGCCAUUUGCACACUGGAUAAUGCAAACUGUUAAUAACAGAAUGCUUGGCUAAACAUGAGUUAGCAGAGACAUUCCUGAUCUAGAUUUACUAUGUUACUUUAGAACAGAGGUAAAAAGAAUAGAAGUUUUUGUUUGAAGAAACUGGUUUUUUGCUGCUGUUUUGAAGUUUGUCUGUCAGUGUACUUAGCAUUUCUAUUACAUUCUUCUCUGUAUGUUGUAAUUUGCUGAACUGACUUGUUGCUAUAUUUGCACUUGUGACUGAUGAAAUAAAUACGGUUUGGUUUGAUGCA
Molecule: messenger RNA, 1856 nt
Organism: Phalacrocorax carbo (great cormorant)
Lineage: Eukaryota; Metazoa; Chordata; Aves; Suliformes; Phalacrocoracidae
Source: RefSeq, a predicted model, not a curated record